AUCAUGAUAUUAAUGUAGAGGAUAAGUAUGGCAAUACUCCACUGUAUAUGGCAUGUAUUUAUAAUCACUUACCAGUAGUAGAGUAUUUAACAGGACAACCAAACUGUAACAUUAAUAAUAAUAAUGAGAGACACCCUCUACUAGCAGCAACAGAUAAAGAACAUUUAGAAAUAGUAGAGCAUUUCAUUGAAUCUACUGGCUGUGAUAUUAAUGUUAGAGAAGAGGGAACUGGGUCCACUCCAUUACAUAAAGCAUGUUAUAAUGGAUCACUGUCAAUAGUAGAAUAUUUGAUAUCUAAACCACAGUGUAACAUUGAAGCUAAAGACAAUAAAGGAAACCAACCACUUCAUUAUGGAGCAUGUCAAGGACACAAAGAAAUAGUUUCAAUAUUAGGAAAGAAAGUGAGUGAGGAUGGUUUGUCUAAAUGUAUGACAUCAGCAAAGCAACUAGCAGAACCAGAUAUAAUGAAUUUAUUAAAUGAUCAUUAUGAAGAUAGGAGAUCAUUAAAUAGUGCAUGCAAAUCCGGAAAUGUAGACAUUGUACGUCAUCUUGUGAUUGAUAAACACUGUGAUGUUAAUAGUAAAGGAAGUAAUGGCUAUACACCAUUACAUGUGGCAUGUUUAAAUCAUAAUUUUGAAACUGUUCAAUUUCUUACCAGUUCUACUGAAUGCAAUAUAGAAGCUGAAGGUAUUGAUCAAAUUAGACCACUUCAUUUGGCAUGUCAAUCAGGAAAUGUAGACAUUGUACGUCAUCUUGUGAUUGAUAAACAUUGUGAUAUUAAUGCUAAAGAGAGGGAUAGCUUAACUCCAUUACACGUAGCAUGUUUGAAUGGUAAUUUUGAAACUGUUCAGUUUCUUACCAGUUCUACUGAAUGCAAUAUAGAAGCUGAAGGUAUUGAUCAAAUUAGACCACUUCAUUUGGCAUGUCAAUCAGGAAAUGUAGACAUUGUACGUCAUCUUGUGAUUGAUAAACACUGUGAUGUUAAUGCUAAAGGGAUGAAUGGCUUAAUUCCAUUACACGUGGCAUGUUUAAAUCAUAAUUUUGAAACUGUUCAAUUUCUUACCAGUUCUACUGAAUGCAAUAUAGAAGCUGAAUGUGAUCUUAAACGUAGACCACUCCAUUCAGCAUGUCAAUCAGGAAGUGUAGACAUUGUACGUCAUCUUGUGAUUGAUAAACACUGUGAUAUUGAUGCUAAAGGGAGGGAUGGCUUGACUCCAUUACACGUAGCAUGUUUGAAUGGUAAUUUUGAAACUGUUCAGUUUCUUACCAGUUCUACUGAAUGCAAUAUAGAAGCUAAAGGUAUUAAUCAUAUUAGACCACUUCAUUUGGCAUGUCAAUCAGGAAAUGUAGACAUUGUACGUCAUCUUGUGAUUGAUAAACACUGUGAUGUUAAUGCUAAAGGGAUGAAUGGCUUAAUUCCAUUACACGUGGCAUGUUUAAAUCAUAAUUUUGAAACUGUUCAAUUUCUUACCAGUUCUAUUGAAUGCAAUAUGGAAGCUGAAUGUGAUCUUAAACGUAGACCACUCCAUUCAGCAUGUCAAUCAGGAAGUGUAGACAUUGUACGUCAUCUUGUGAUUAAUAAACACUGUGAUAUUGAUGCUAAAGGGAGGGAUGGCUUGACUCCAUUACACGUAGCAUGUUUGAAUGGUAAUUUUGAAACAGUUCAGCUUCUUACCAGUUCUACUGAAUGCAAUAUAGAAGCUGAAGAUAUUGGUCAAAUUAGACCACUUCAUUUGGCAUGUCAAUCAGGACAUGUAGACAUUGUACGUCAUCUUGUGAUUGAUAAACACUGUGAUGUCAAUGCUAAAAGGAGGUUUGACCAUACACCAUUACAUUAUGCAUGUGAAAAGGGCCACUUUGAAAUUGUUAAAAUUCUGACUAAUUAUCCACAAUGUAAUACUGAAGCUGAGAACAGUUUAAAUGACAGACCACUACACAAAGCAUGUGAAUCUGGAAAUGUAGACAUUGUACGUCAUCUUGUGAUUGAUAAACACUGUGAUGUUAAUGCUAAAGGGAGGAAUGGCUCAACUCCAUUACACGUGGCAUGUUUAAUUCGUAAUUUUGAAACAGUUGAAGUUCUUACCAGUUCUACUGAAUGCAAUAUAGAAGCUGAACGUUUUGAUCAAAUUAGACCACUUCAUUUGGCAUGUAAAUUACAAAUUAUAGACAUUGUACGUCAUCUUGUGAUUGAUAAACACUGUGAUAUUAAUGCUAAAGGGAGGGAUGGCUUGACUCCAUUACACGUAGCAUGUUUGAAUGGUAAUUUUGAAACAGUUCAGCUUCUUACCAGUUCUACUGAAUGCAAUAUAGAAGCUGAAGAUAUUGGUCAAAUUAGACCACUUCAUUUGGCAUGUCAAUCAGGACAUGUAGACAUUGUACGUCAUCUUGUGAUUGAUAAACACUGUGAUGUCAAUGCUAAAGGGAGGUUUGACCAUACACCAUUACAUUAUGCAUGUGAAAAGGGCCACUUUGAAAUUGUUAAAAUUCUGACUAAUCAUCCACAAUGUAAUACUGAAGCUGAGAACAGUUUAAAUGACAGACCACUACACAAAGCAUGUGAAUCUGGAAAUGUAGACAUUGUACGUCAUCUUGUGAUUGAUAAACACUGUGAUGUUAAUGCUAAAGGGAGGAAUGGCUCAACUCCAUUACACGUGGCAUGUUUAAUUCGUAAUUUUGAAACAGUUGAAGUUCUUACCAGUUCUACUGAAUGCAAUAUAGAAGCUGAAGGUUUUGAUCAAAUUAGACCACUUCAUUUGGCAUGUCAAUCAGGAAAUGUAGACAUUGUACAUCAUCUUGUGAUUGAUAAACACUGUGAUGUUAAUGCUAAAGGGAGGUUUGACCAUACACCAUUACAUUUUGCAUGUGAAAUGGGCCACUUUGAAAUUGUUAAAAUUCUGACUAAUCAUCCACAAUGUAAUACUGAAGCUGAAAACAGUUUUAAUGACAGACCACUACACAAAGCAUAUUAUGAAUCUGGAAAUGUAGACAUUGUACGUCAUCUUGUGAUUGACAAACACUGUGAUGUUAAUGCUAAAGGGAGGUUUGACCAUACACCAUUACACUAUGCAUGUCAAAAGGGCCACUUUGAAAUUGUUAAAAUUCUGACUAAUCAUUCACAAUGUAAUCUUGAAGCUGAGAACAGUUUUAAUGACAGACCACUACACAAAGCAUAUUAUGAAUCUAGAAAUGUAGACAUUGUACGUCAUCUUGGUCACUUCGAAAUUGUUAAAAUUUUGACUAAUCAUCCACAAUGUAACAUUGAAGCUGAAGAUGAGAAUAAUGAUAGGCCAAUACAUCUAGCAUUAAGUGGUAAAACUCACAUGAACAUCGUAAAUUAUCUUGUUGAAGUUAAAGGUUGCAAUACUCAGGGCAUAACAACUUAUGAUAUGAAAGUUAGUAGUUAUCUUCAUAUUCAUCAAUCCAGUGGUAUAGCAUUAUUACGUGUUGUUAAGUGUAUAUUGACAGGUCCUCCUGGUGCUGGUAAGAGUACAUUAAAGAAGAGACUCCUCAAUCAAUCUCUUGAUACAGGUCCUUCUCUUAGUACUGGUGUAAUUGAUGCAGCUGUACAAGUUAAUUCAUUUCGUAAACUAUCACAGCACAAUGCAGUAGUGACUACAGAAUGGAAGGAACAGGAACUUGAUGAAGAAGCUGUACUGAUCACGAAAAAACUAUUACCAGCAGACAAUACAUCAGAUGAAAGUACUAGACCUACUGGAUCUCAUCAGUCUACUUUAUCAUGUGAAGAUACAGAAACUUUAUCAUUUGAAAACCAAUCAAGAUCACCAGAAGAAAUAGGCCUAUCUGGUCAACAUGAUAAUACAGGUGAUACAUCUUCACCUACUUUCAUGCACUCUGAAGCAAAUGAUGCUGCAAAUUAUAAUGAAGAGAGCUCAGAUAUGGAGCAUGAGAAUAUAGAUGAUUCAUACGGAGCACCUGUCAAUUGCGAGGAAGAAGAAGCCAGAACUGGUACUGAAGUGCAAAAUAGCAACAGUUCAGUAGUAAAAGGAUUUUCAGAAUAUGUAAUGAAGAUACCUGCUAAAAAAAGACAAGAGUAUGAGAGGAAGUUUGAAGCAAAAGAUGACAAUCACACAAUGUUACACAUCAUUGAUACUGGAGGACAACCUGAGUUUCAUGAAAUAUUACCAGCUCUUAUAACUGGCCCAGCUAUCAAUCUACUGGUAUUCAAACUAACUGAAGAUUUAAGGAGUCGCUAUGAAAUAAUCUAUCGAACCUCUGCUGGUGAUUCUAAACCUUAUGAAACCUCAUUGACACAUGAAGAAGUGAUAUUUCGUUCACUAUUAACUGGUAAUGAUCAAUAUCGUAACAGGAUUACCUUUCAAGUUGGAAAAUACCAUGAUACUGUUACCUUAAUCAGUCGUGCUACUUAUCUUGAAGUGUGGGUUCAGCAAAUAAAAGGCUCAAAACUGUCAACAAGUGAUUUAUUAUUAUCAUUGGACAAAGGACUAGUCACAGUCACAGAAUCACUCCAUUACACUUACAAGUCAAAACAUGAGUUUGGAGUACCAUGUACAUGCACUGCAGUACCUCAUCCUGCUGUGAUUGACUUUAAUGAAAGUGCAACUAAGUGUGUGAAUGGCAGAAUAGUGGAGUUUAAUGACAAACAAUUAUACUGGUCUAAGAAGGUUGUUGAACUGAAUAACGCAUUCAGCAAAGUAUCACCUCAAACUGUUUGUCCUAUAGAAUUAUUUCGUCAUCACUCAGCUAAUAUUGCCCAGUGCAUCUCAUUAGAUGUAAUACGUGUUGCUGAUAGACUGUUUGCUGCAAAAGUGAUACCUCAACAAUUAAGAAAUGAAGUAUCCAAUGUAACUAGUUUAGAUGACUAUAGAAAAGCCAACAAAUUGACAGUUCACAUUCAAAAUAUUCUCAGUUGUCAUACAGAUCCCACUAAGUAUCUUACUGAUGUGUGCUAUGCAUUGUUCCAUAUAGACAAUGAUCCACUCAAGCACAUUCUUAUUAGCAUACUGAAUAAGCUGGGAAAACCACUACCUCAAGGAAGCAUACAAGAUGUUAGCAAAAGCUCUUCUCUACUAAACAAAAGGCCAAGAGUAGCACAAGAUGACACAUCUGCCAGCAAGAGGUUAGAGACAGACCCUGAAGGUUCUUACGACAAUACUUUUAGUGAAGGGCAGUCCUCUGGUAGUGGUAUUUUACAAAAUGAAAGCAAAGGACACAAGAGACAGAGAGAAGAUGAUAGCUCUCCUGGAGAUUUUACUAAAAUGAAAAAGUCAACAACUCAAAGUUAAACCUCAGAAGAUGUAAGCCAACAAACAUUUGCAUCAGCUUUAUCCACUUGUAGCCUUGUAUAGGUAGAUCUAAUGAAUGUUAACUGUAUAUUAACAUUAUAGUUGGUCUUGGUAUUAUUGUUAUAAUCCUACUGUCAUUAUUGAUACACAAUCACUUAGC
This is a messenger RNA of Amphimedon queenslandica, 5424 nucleotides long. RefSeq lists its product as uncharacterized. NCBI's taxonomy places the organism in Eukaryota, Metazoa, Porifera, Demospongiae, Haplosclerida, Niphatidae. Gene Ontology annotation, molecular function: protein binding. The record is from RefSeq and is a predicted model, not a curated record. The coding region runs from base 48 to 5264 and encodes 1738 amino acids. The transcript has 7 exons.